Ostreococcus lucimarinus CCE9901 is the source of this 561-nucleotide messenger RNA. RefSeq lists its product with no specific name. Gene Ontology annotation, cellular component: mitochondrion. Gene Ontology annotation, biological process: positive regulation of proton-transporting ATP synthase activity, rotational mechanism; regulation of mitochondrial ATP synthesis coupled proton transport; peptidyl-lysine trimethylation. The transcript has a single exon. The record is from RefSeq and is a predicted model, not a curated record. NCBI's taxonomy places the organism in Eukaryota, Viridiplantae, Chlorophyta, Mamiellophyceae, Mamiellales, Bathycoccaceae. Gene Ontology annotation, molecular function: protein-lysine N-methyltransferase activity. The coding region runs from base 1 to 561 and encodes 186 amino acids.
AUGACCGACGCGACCACCGCGCGUCGUCGCGAGCGCAUGGAUGAACCCGAUGAUCUCGGCCCGAUAUCCGCCACUCCAGACCUCAUGGUGACGCGCGCGCUGGCGUUCGCCGACGUCUCGCCCGAUGACAUCGUGUACGACCUCGGGUGUAACGACGGUCGCGUGUGCGUCGCCGCGGCGCUCGAACGCGGCGCACGAAGCGUGGGGAUCGAGAUUGAUCCCGGCGCGUGCGCCGUCGCGCGCGAACGCGCGGCGCGCGCGAACGCGCUGUUGAAGAAGGAUUUAGUGCGCGUCGAGGAGGCGUCCGCGUUCGACGCGAGCGCGAGCGAGGCGACGGUGGUGUUUUCGUAUCUCUUGCCCAAGGGAAACGCGAAGUUGGGGGCGAAAUUGCUGAAAGAACUGAAACCAGGGUCGAGGGUGGUGACGUACUUGUUCAAGAUGCCCGAGGAGACGUGGGGGGAGAAGUUGACGCGCGUGGAGAGUUUCGCGAGCUCGCGCGAGCGAGCGGCGGGCGGCGUCGAUUCUUCGGCGUUUAACAAGCUGUACUUGUACGUCGUUUGA